GUAAAAGUAGUUUGACUGCACAAUCAUUUUUUGACUAAACUGAAACACAAAACCCAAACGUUAUUCUCUGCGCCGUUUUCACGCUCUUUCCCUCACACAUUGACGACCUCCGGCGACACCAGCGGUUCGGCGGCACAGAGGCGGCCGACGAGCCACUGAUCGUGGUCUUACCCCUCGUGGACUUGUCGCGAACUUUUUCUAAGCAAUGGCAGCUCGGUCUGAUUUUACUGGUUCCAAACUAAUGAACGCAGAAUUAAAGGGUUAUGCACAACGCAAAUUAUUUCUAUCUCGAAAUUCGAUUAAUACUCGGAGACAUUUGGCUCACGGGCCAGGUCGAUGCUUUACUCGAUCACCAAGUUUGCACACCCAUAGUGCUGGGUUAAGAAGCUCAGGAUUGGGGAAGCUGAAGGCUAUUGUUUCAGGCGAUGUGAGUGUUGCAUUAGGUGAACAAGUAGUGCAGUCUGUGGACAGUGUUACUCAUUUCUUCCGUGUUCCACUUAUUCAAGAUAGUGCAGCUGAUGAGCUGCUGAGGAAUAUUCAGACAAAGAUAUCUAAUGAGAUAGUUGGUUUGAGAACUGAACAAUGUUUCAACAUUGGGCUGAAUAGUGAGCUUUCCGGGGACAAAAUUUUGGCGCUUAGGUGGCUUUUGGGUGAGACUUACGAACCUGAAAAUUUAGAGACUGAGAGCUUUCUUGAUAAGGAGGCUAUGGAAGGUUGCACUGCUGUUGUCGUUGAGGUAGGACCUAGGUUAUCCUUUACAACAGCAUGGUCCACUAAUGCUGUAUCUAUUUGUCGAUCAUGCGGUUUGACUGAGGUAAAUCGUCUUGAACGUUCUAGGAGGUAUAUGCUGUUUUCUAAGUACCCAUUGCAGGAGCAGCAGAUAAAUGACUUUGCUGCCAUGGUUCAUGAUCGAAUGACUGAAACUGUGUACACUCAAAGACUUACAAGCUUCAAGACUAGUUUGGUUCCGGAAGAAGUUCUGUAUGUGCCAGUAAUGGAGAAGGGUAGGAAAGCCCUUGAAGAAAUUAAUGCAAAAAUGGGUUUAGCAUUUGAUGAGCAAGAUCUUCAAUAUUAUACUUGGCUUUUCAAGGAAGACAUCAAGCGGAACCCAACUAAUGUUGAAUUAUUUGAUAUUGCGCAGUCUAACAGUGAACAUAGUAGGCAUUGGUUUUUUAUGGGUAAACUAGUGAUAGAUGGGAAACCCGUUGAAAGAACUCUUAUGCAGAUUGUGAAGAGUACACUGAAGGCAAACCCUAACAAUUCAGUGAUUGGAUUCAAGGAUAAUUCUAGUGCAAUAAAAGGGUUUCCUGUGAAACAAUUGCGCCCUCUUCUUCCAGGUUUAUCCUGUCCAUUAGAUGUACAGAUGCGUGAUCUUGACAUUCUUUUUACCGCCGAGACCCACAAUUUCCCAUGUGCUGUGGCACCUUACCCUGGAGCCGAAACAGGUGCUGGUGGCAGGAUUAGGGAUACACAUGCAACAGGAAGAGGGUCAUUUGUUGUUGCUGCUACGGCUGGGUAUUGUAUUGGAAACUUAAAUAUGGAAGAAUCUUACGCUCCCUGGGAAGAUGCAUCUUUUACCUAUCCGUCAAACUUGGCUUCACCUUUGCAGAUUCUCAUUGAUGCCAGUAACGGUGCUUCAGAUUAUGGGAACAAAUUUGGUGAGCCCUUGAUUCAGGGUUACACUAGAACCUUUGGAAUGAGGCUUCCAAAUGGUGAGAGACGGGAAUGGUUGAAGCCAAUAAUGUUUAGUGCUGGAAUAGGGCAAAUUGAUCACACCCAUAUAACGAAGGGAGAGCCUGAAAUUGGCAUGUUAGUUGUAAAGAUUGGGGGACCUGCAUAUCGCAUUGGAAUGGGAGGAGGUGCUGCUUCUAGUAUGGUGAGUGGUCAGAAUGAUGCGGAGCUUGACUUUAAUGCUGUACAGCGAGGAGAUGCUGAGAUGUCACAGAAAUUGUAUCGUGUUGUACGUGCUUGUAUUGAAAUGGGUGACAAGAACCCUAUUAUUAGCAUCCAUGAUCAAGGUGCUGGUGGUAACUGCAAUGUUGUCAAGGAGAUAAUAUAUCCAAAGGGUGCUCAGAUCGAUAUCAGGGCUAUAGUGGUUGGUGAUCACACAAUGUCAAUAUUGGAGAUAUGGGGUGCAGAGUACCAGGAGCAAGAUGCUAUAUUGGUGAAGGCUGAAAGUCGUAGCAUGUUACAAUCAAUUUGUGAUAGAGAGAGGUUAUCUAUGGCUGUGAUUGGAACAAUCAAUGGUGAAGGGCGUGUUGUUUUGGUUGAUAGUGCUGCUAUUGAGAAAAGCCGUGUUGAUGGAGUCCCUCCACCCCUACCUGCUGUUGAUCUUGAGCUUGAGAAAGUGCUUGGUGACAUGCCCCAGAAAACCUUUGAGUUCCAGCGCGUGGUUCAUCCUCAAGAGCCACUUGAUAUUUCUCCAGGAACAACCGUGAUGGAUUCCUUGAAAAGGGUUUUAAGACUCCCAUCUGUAUGCUCAAAACGCUUCUUAACCACUAAGGUUGAUAGAUGUGUCACUGGCCUUGUGGCACAGCAGCAGACUGUGGGCCCGUUGCAAAUUACUCUUGCCGAUGUUGCAAUUAUUGCUCAGAGUUACACCAACUUCACUGGAGGUGCAUGUGCUAUUGGUGAGCAGCCUAUUAAGGGCUUGUUGGAUCCUAAAGCAAUGGCAAGAUUAGCUGUUGGUGAAGCCCUAACAAAUCUCAUCUGGGCAAAAAUUACAUCCCUUUCUGAUGUCAAAGCCAGUGGCAACUGGAUGUAUGCAGCCAAGCUUGACGGGGAAGGUGCGGAUAUGUAUGAUGCUGCCACAGCCCUUUCUGAGGCCAUGAUUGAACUUGGCAUUGCUAUAGAUGGGGGAAAGGACAGUCUUUCCAUGGCUGCAAAUGCAGGCGGUGAGGUCGUCAAAGCUCCAGGGAAUCUUGUUAUCAGUGCUUAUGUAACUACUCCGGAUAUAACAAAGACCGUAACUCCUGAUCUAAAGCUCAGAGAUGAAGGCGUUUUGAUUCAUGUUGAUUUAGCCAAGGGAAAGCGCCGCCUAGGGGGUUCUGCUCUUGCCCAGGCUUUUGAUCAAAUUGGUAGUGUAUCUCCUGAUCUUGAUGAUGUCUCCUACUUCAAGAAAGCAUUCAAUGCAGUUCAAGAGCUUAUUGCAGAGGAUCUCGUUUCUGCUGGUCAUGAUAUUAGUGAUGGUGGUAUACUUGUCAGCAUCUUGGAGAUGGCUUUUGCAGGCAACUGUGGGCUUUCCUUAGAACUAAAAUCUGAAGGAUAUAGCCUGUUUGAGACUCUAUUUGCUGAGGAGCUAGGUUUGGUUCUUGAAGUUGACAAGAAAAUGUUGCAAUCAGUAAUGGGAAAACUGAGUAGUGCUGGCAUCUCUUCAGAGAUCAUUGGACAAGUAACUUCAGGGAAAACUAUUGAUCUGAAGGUUGACGGGGUCAGUCAUUUGAAUGAAGAUAUGGUGUAUUUGAGGGACUUAUGGGAGGAAACCAGUUUUAACCUAGAGAAAUUACAGAGGUUAGCCUCUUGUGUAGAUUUGGAGAAAGAAGGGUUAAAACACAGACAAGAACCUUCUUGGUCGUUGUCCUUUACCCCGGCCUCUACAGAUGACAAAUACAUGCUUGCUACCUCAAAACCAAAGGUGGCCAUUCUUCGGGAAGAAGGUAGCAAUGGUGAUAGAGAAAUGUCCGCAGCAUUCUAUGCUGCUGGUUUUGAGCCAUGGGAUGUUGCCAUGUCUGACCUCCUGAGUGGAGCCGUCUCUUUGAAAGAGUUUCGUGGAAUUGCAUUCGUUGGAGGCUUUAGUUAUGCAGAUGUUCUAGAUUCAGCAAAGGGUUGGUCUGCUUCAAUAAGAUUUAACCAACCUCUUCUAGAUCAAUUUCAAGAAUUCUAUCAUCGACCUGACACUUUCAGUCUCGGGGUUUGUAAUGGAUGCCAGCUCAUGGCUUUACUUGGCUGGAUCCCGGGCCCCGAUGUUGGCGGUGUGCACGGGAAUGGUGGUGACACUGCACAACCUAGGUUCAUCCACAACGAAUCAGGGAAAUUUGAAUGUCGUUUCACAAGCGUGAGUAUUGGAGAGUCUCCUGCUAUAAUGCUCAAAGGAAUGGCGGGUAGUUCACUUGGUGUAUGGGCAGCUCAUGGUGAAGGAAGGGCUUAUUUCCCAAAUGCCGAUGUUCUCAACAGCGUUUUGGGCUCUGAUUUAGCCCCAUUGAGGUAUUGUGAUGACAACGGGAAACCAACGGAAACCUACCCAUUUAACCUGAACGGGUCACCUCUUGGGAUUGCGGCUAUUUGCUCCCCUGAUGGAAGACAUCUUGCUAUGAUGCCUCACCCUGAACGUUGCUUCUUAAUGUGGCAGUAUCCGUGGUACCCGAAGCAUUGGGAUGUCAACAAGAAGGGGCCGAGCCCGUGGCUGCGCUUGUUCCAAAAUGCCAGGGAGUGGUGUUCUUGAUUAACAAUCCAUUACUGCUUGCAUUUGUGGAGGUUAAUAGCAGUCUUCCGCUUUCUCGAAUGAGAGCCGUGGAGCUUUUUGUGGUUGGAAUUGAAGCAUUCAGUUUAGGCUGUGUUUAUUAAAUUCGACUUGUCUCUUGAUUAAACUUCCAUUGAAAUUUGAGUGAUCCUUUAAGACUUCAAUAAUUUUGCAAGAUAACAGUCACCUGAAGUGGAGCUCAUGUCAGGCACUUUGUAGAUGUUUUUUUUUAUGAUAAGAAAACGCGGUGUAACACCGAACUACAAAGUUGAGAUGGUGAUUUUGAGUACUGGGUUGAUUCAGACUUCUGCAUAAUUUUUGUAGUAGUUUGACAUUGCUAUAUUUCAUUCAAAUACAUAUUCUUUGAUACUUGCAGA
Molecule: messenger RNA, 4836 nt
Organism: Spinacia oleracea (spinach)
Lineage: Eukaryota; Viridiplantae; Streptophyta; Magnoliopsida; Caryophyllales; Amaranthaceae
Product: probable phosphoribosylformylglycinamidine synthase, chloroplastic/mitochondrial
Exons: 4
Coding region: 206-4441 (1411 amino acids)
Biological process (GO): 'de novo' IMP biosynthetic process
Cellular component (GO): cytoplasm
Molecular function (GO): phosphoribosylformylglycinamidine synthase activity
Source: RefSeq, a predicted model, not a curated record